Messenger RNA from Chilo suppressalis (striped riceborer), 1940 nucleotides. The record is from the annotation of a GenBank genome assembly. Lineage: Eukaryota; Metazoa; Arthropoda; Insecta; Lepidoptera; Crambidae.
CAAUGGACAAAAAUAGGCUAUAUUUGUUAAAUUAAAAAUGUUUUACAAUCAAUGAUCUCUAUUUUCGCUAGAUAACUACAGUUAUGUAUUCUUAAAUGUGUUUACAAACGAAUCUCAUGAAGUGUUAAAGCACCAAAAAUCAUGCAGUCUGAAUCUCAAAAGCCAAUGGAUUUCGAUAAAAGUAGAUCCAACAAAAUGAUCACUGAAUCUCAGAGUACUUGUUACUGCGGGAAAGACCGAAAUUUAAAUAUUGCUGAACUGCUUUGUGCUUCUUGCAACCGGUGGUUUCAUGAAUCAUGUAUUGGAUAUCAACUAGGAAAGCUGGUUCCAUUUAUGACAAACUAUCUCUUCAUUUGUAAAAACUGUUCACCCACUGGUUUGGAAACUUUCAAGAAAAAUCAAGCUCCAUUUCCUCAGAUGUGUCUGACAGCAAUAGCAAAUCUCAGACAAGAGAGUGUCAAGGAUGGAAGUAAUAAACUUUUGUUCAGCAAAGACCGGGAGAUCAUACCUUAUAUAGAUCAAUACUGGGAGGCUAUGACAACAAUGCCUAGAAGAGUAACACAAUCAUGGUAUGCAACUGUGCAAAGGGCUUUGAUCAAAGACAUUCAAGUGUUGUUCACAUAUGAAGAGGACCCAUCUGUUGGCCCAAUGUUUGGAUUGUUUAACAUGGAGCUCACGUCCAUCAAACCAAACUAUGAAGCCAUGAUCAAACAGGGCCAGUUAAAGGUCACCGACAUGGGGAUAGCUACCGUACCACUCGCGGGUAACGUGAAGGGGCGGCAAGGGAAGCGUCGCCCCGCUGUAGGGGGCGCUACUGACGCGGGCGCUCCGGUCGGCAAGAAGGGCAGGGCGGCCGACCUGUCCGCGCUCAAACUGCCCUCACACGGCUACCCCACCGAGCACCCCUUCAACAAGGACGGCUAUAGGUACAUACUGGCCGAGCCCGACCCGCAUGCGCCGUUCAGACAGGAAUUCGAUGAGAGCAACGAAUGGAGCGGCAAGCCGAUCCCUGGCUGGCUGUACCGCUCCCUCUGUCCCGGGAUCGUGUUGUUAGCGUUGCAUGACCGCGCGCCGCAGCUCAAGAUAUCAGAGGACAGGCUGGCGGUGACUGGGGAGAAGGGAUAUUGUAUGGUGCGCGCUACACAUGGUGUCUCCCGAGGCAAUUGGUACUGGGAGGCUUCCGUUGAAGAGAUGCCGGAGGGGGCCGCGACCCGCGUGGGCUGGGGGCGCCGGUAUGCCAACCUGCAGGCCCCGCUCGGAUACGACAAGUUCGGAUACUCCUGGCGCAGUCGGAAAGGGACCAGGUUCCACGAGUCUCGGGGCAAGCACUACAGCUCUGGGUAUGGGGAAGGCGACACGCUGGGCUUCCUCAUAGUGCUGCCAUCUAGUACCAACACCAAGUAUACGCCCAACACUUACAAGGACAGGCCCUUGGUGAAAUUCAAGAGCCACCUUUACUACGAGGACAAGGACAACAUUCAGGAAUCUCUCAACACAUUGAAACCUUUGCCCGGCAGCAAAAUCUACUACUUCAAGAACGGCGAGUGCCAAGGAGAAGCCUUCAUCGAUAUAUUCCAAGGUUGUUACUACCCCUCCGUGUCCCUUCACAAGAAUGUCACUGUCAGUGUCAACUUUGGACCCAACUUCAAGUAUGCACCGUCCAGCGAAUACAAUUAUAGACCGAUGUCAGAAAAAGCGGAGGAAGCUAUCUGUGAGCAAACCAUGGCUGAUUUAUUAUACUUAACCGAGAACGAGGGCAAACUGAGACUGGACAAUUUUAAUCUCUGAUACAACUAACACCGUUCUGCGGUGUGAAUUAUGUGAAACAUUAUGUGAAUUAUGUGAUAGCUGUAUUAUUAGGUGUAAGGAAGUGAGUGAUGAGAUGAUUACGUGAACAUUGUGUAAGGUUUAUUAUAUUAAAAGUUUACAAUUUACAGUGG